AGUCCACUUCAAGCUUCUGCUCCUUCUUCUUCUUCUUCUUCUCUCUCUCUCUCUCUCCUGCGAGUUAACUCUCAGACAAGAACAAAACAAGUUCUUGAAUUUCUUGGGCGAUGAGAGGAUCAGGGGGAAAUGCCAGUGAAGCUGUAGAGGACGCUCAGCUUGAAGAAAUCAUAAGGUCAAUAGAAGAGAAGAGCCUCUUCUGUCAUGUGGAGAGACACAAGUCACUGAGAGCUCGAUAUGUCUAUGGGGUCGUCUUCUUGGUAGUAAAUCUCUGUGCUUGGUUUGUCCGUGACUACGCUCAGACAUCCCUGGCCCUUAUCCCAUAUGUGAAAGCUUGUGGGCCAGAAGGACGCCAUUGUUUCCACACGCUCGGUGUUCUUCGUGUGAGCCUUGGAUGUUUCUUCUUUUUCCUGGUGAUGUUCCUCUCGACAUGGGACACCAGCAAACUGCAAGAAGCUCGGAACAGUUGGCACUCGGAUUAUUGGAUCUUGAAGUGUUUUCUGCUUCUUGUGUCCAUGGUUUCUCCUUUCUUCAUCCCUCCACUCUACAUUCAAAUUUACGGGGAAAUCGCACGGGUUGGAGCAGGGAUAUUUCUUGCUCUUCAGCUCGUUAGCGUUAUCGAGUUCAUCACGUGGUGGAAUCAAUACUGGAUGCCCGAUGAACGCAGUAAGCAAAGCUGCUCUCUCGGGCUUUUCAUGUCGACGGUUUUCUACGUGGGUUCGGUUUUCGGGAUUGGAUUGAUGUACUAUCUAUACGCAGCUUCCGCAACUUGUAUCCUCAACAUAUUCUUCAUCUCCUGGACUGUUGUUCUUUUGAUUGUUAUGAUGGCUUUGUCUUUGCAUUCCAAGGUUAACAGAGGGCUUCUGUCUUCUGGGAUCAUGGCAUUGUAUGUUGUUUUUCUGUGCUGGUCUGCAAUCCGAAGCGAACCUCCAGAUGUGAAAUGCAAUGCUCAUACCCAAAAUGGUCACACCGAUUGGACCACAGUACUUAGUUUCUUGAUUGCAAUAGGCACCAUUGUUUAUGCAACAUUCUCAACCGGGAUAGAUUCAGAAUCCUUCCAGUUCCAGUUCCGGAAAGAUGAAGCUAAAGAGGAAGAUGACAUACCAUACAACUACGGAUUCUUCCACCUCGUGUUCUCCCUCGGAGCAAUGUACUUCGCUAUGUUGUUUGUCAGCUGGAACCUCGAACACUCAGCUCGGAAAUGGAGCCUUGACGUGGGGUGGACGAGCACAUGGGUGAAGAUUGUGAACGAGUGGUUUGCCUCAGCGAUUUACAUUUGGAAGUUGAUUGCUCCCAUUGUGAGACAGCCUAAAGUUCAUGAACAACCUCUGCAACAUCAUCACCAUCAGACAGAUGAACUGAACUUGCCCUGAUCUCUGAACUCAAGAACUCCAGAGAACAAAGUCCAUAUAACAAUGUUUCUAUUCUUUAUGAACCUUUCAGCAAAUAGAGUUUUGUUAUAUAUCAUUGUGUCAUUCUUCCUACAUUAUUGAAUCUUUUGUAAUGAAGACUGAAACCUAUGUACAAUAACGGAGGAGGACGAGACGAGGGCAGAAGAAGAGCCGUAUGACUUGGAAAUGUUGUACUUGUUGUUUCCGAA
Tarenaya hassleriana is the source of this 1600-nucleotide messenger RNA. Its product is annotated as probable serine incorporator. The coding region runs from base 111 to 1373 and encodes 420 amino acids. Gene Ontology annotation, cellular component: membrane. Lineage: Eukaryota; Viridiplantae; Streptophyta; Magnoliopsida; Brassicales; Cleomaceae. The record is from RefSeq and is a predicted model, not a curated record. The transcript is spliced from 13 exons.